UCCGUGGUAUUUUAUGAUCACAGAACGUGUUAGUGUAGCYUGUAGUUAAGACGUUAAACAAGUAGUAAAUACUAUUUACUAAGUACUAAUUUUUAUAGUGUUACAGGUAUUUCGUGUUAAUACCUAUUUAUUACUCAUAAUAUAGUUCUUAUGCCAUGGUAAAUUGCAAGUUGGGUAAUUGUGAAUAUCAAAAUAAUUUGUAGUGAAUUCUUCAUAUUUACCUAUGCAGUUAUUUAUAAUCUUGUCACUAUCCAAGUUUGAAACAGUAUACUGAUUUUAAAUUUCUACAAAUAAUCAUGGGUAAACCAAAAACCACUGUGUUAAAUGCCAAUCAUCCAAACAGUAGAAAGACAAAGCAAUUGAUUAAAUCUAAACACAAUUUAGAAGUGCCAAAUAUACUUGAAGCCAGUCAAUUACUGUAUUUGCGCACUUGGGAUGGUGACAUAAAGUAUUUACCAAAUUUCAAAAUAAUUCGCUUUCGUUGUUUAAAUUAAAUUAAAUCUACUUAUAAAAAAUA
This is a messenger RNA of Diuraphis noxia (Russian wheat aphid), 517 nucleotides long. RefSeq names its product translation machinery-associated protein 16. The record is from RefSeq and is a predicted model, not a curated record. Lineage: Eukaryota; Metazoa; Arthropoda; Insecta; Hemiptera; Aphididae. Gene Ontology annotation, cellular component: nucleus.